Arachis stenosperma is the source of this 2231-nucleotide messenger RNA. RefSeq lists its product as uncharacterized. Bases 180 to 2231 code for a protein of 683 amino acids. NCBI's taxonomy places the organism in Eukaryota, Viridiplantae, Streptophyta, Magnoliopsida, Fabales, Fabaceae. The record is from RefSeq and is a predicted model, not a curated record. The transcript has 4 exons.
CUGAGAUUCAAAUUUCGUAACGUCACACGCAAACAAUACUCUUUGUCUUCUUCUCCCUCCAUUUUUGAUUGAAGGUUUAUGUGUGUUAUUAUUAAAUCCAGUGUUCAUGGUUUAUGCUCUUCUCUGUCUUCUAACUAUGUGAGGAAGCCACACGUAAAGAGUUGAGACAAGAGAAAAGUAUGGAGUGCAAUAAAGAUGAGGCAGUUAGGGCCAAAGAAGUGGCAGAGAGGAAAUUAUCUGAAAAGGACUACGUUGGUGCAAAAAGGUUUGCUCUCAAGGCUCUUAAUUUGUAUCCUGCACUGGAGGGUCUUACCCAGUUUGUGACAACCUUGGAUGUUUAUAUCUCCGCCGAGAAAAAAAUAAGUGGAGUAACAGAUUGGUAUGGUGUACUUGGAGUGACUCCUUCUGCUGAUGAUGAGACAGUUAAAAAGCAGUACAGAAAGCUGAUUCUCGCUCUUCAUCCUGACAAAAACAAGUCUCCAGGUGCAGACGGUGCGUUUAAGCUUGUUUCUGAGGCAUGGACUUUGCUAUCAGAUAAGGCGAGAAGACUAGCAUAUAAUCAGAAGAGGAGUUCAACAGGGUUUCAGCAUAAUGCUCCCAACCACGUUGUGUCGCAACCAAAAGCACCCAAUCCAAAUAGGAUGGCAACUCCAAAUGCAAGAACUGGAAGUAAUAAUGCUCAGGCUCCUCCAACAUCCGUUCCUCCUCCAUAUAGAAUGGUUGAUACCUUUUGGACUAUCUGUAGUCGUUGUAGUACACUACUUCAAUAUCUCAGGAUUUAUUUGAAUGUUGCGCUACGAUGUCCAAACUGUAAUCAGGCGUUUGUGGCUGUAGAGAAGGUUCCACCUGCUGAUGGUGUUAAGUCUUUUAAUUGGUCCGCUCAGCAACAUCAACAAAAUUCUCAGCCUCGUGCUGGCGGGUCUUCUUUUAGUAACACAAACUCCCAGUACGCUCCUCACUCAAGAAUGCAUGGUUUUGCUAGCAAAGAUAGUUCAGCAUCUACUCCAGCUGCAUCUACUAAGCAGCAGGCAACUGUGAAAUCAAGAAGCAAAUGUGAGGGUGCUCCUUCAAUUGCUGCAAGGGAGAGCAGUCACAAGUACAAGAGGUCUGAUGGUUCUUUCAAUAAUGUCCAAAGAACUGUAAAGAAAAUGAGAUCAGAUGACAUUCACAUGGGUAUAGAAACGACACAUGGUUUUUCACGUUUUACUAACAAGCAUCGCAGCAUGAGAGAGUUGUCAACGUAUGAAUUGCGAAACAUGUUGAUCAAUAAAGCACAGAAUGAGAUUCGCAAGAAACUCCAAGAAUGGAAAUCAACAGCUGAAGAUAAGGUUAUGAACAAGGACAAAGGAAAUGUGAGACAAAAAGGCUUGUUAAAUGACAAAACAACUGGUUCGGAGAAGCAUGAAGAUUCCACCAUUAAUGGUAAUGGACAUCUGGAAAGUGAUCCUGUUCCCGUCACAUCUGAUGAUACUGGAAAGGAGAACCAAGACUGCUAUGUGAUUCCCGUUGCUGAUUCUGAUUUUCACAAUUUUGACUUGGAAAGAGCUGAAAAUUCCUUUGCAGAGGACCAGGUCUGGGCAGCUUACGAUGAUGAUGAUAAAAUGCCUAGAUUUUAUGUUAAAGUUCAAAAGGUGAUGUCAACGAAGCCAUUUAAAAUGAGUGUCAGUUGGCUUAACUCUCGAAGCAACAAAGAAUUGGGGCCGAUGGAUUGGAUAGGUUCUGGUUUUUAUAAAACUUGUGGGGAUUUCACGAUCGGCAAACGUGAAAUAACUGGAUCGUUAAAUUCCUUUUCCCACAAGGUUAGAUGGACAAAAGGCAACAGAGGAAUCGUUCGCAUCUUUCCGAGGAAGGGGGAUAUCUGGGCCCUUUAUAGAAACUGGUCUUCUGAUUGGAAUAAAGAUACUCCCGAUGAAGUGAAGCACAAGUAUGAUAUGGUGGAAGUACUUGAUGAUUUCAAUGACAAGCAAGGUGUACUAGUUACACCACUUAUCAAGGUUGAUGGUUUUGUGGCAGUGUUUCAGAGGAUUGAAGGUCAUGAUCUGGUAAGGAAGAUUCCCAAAGUGGAGAUGUUUCGAUUCUCUCAUCAGGUUCCUAAUUACUUGCUUACAGGACAAGAAGCUCCUAAUGCUCCAAAGGGUUGUCAAGAGUUGGAUCCAGCAGCCACCUCUUUAGACCUCCUUCAGACAAAGAAUGAAGCCAAUGUUGAAAAAUCAAAGGAAGACACAAGUUAG